AUGACGACGAACAUCUUCCAACCAACUCCCAUUCACACCAACAAGACCACCACAUUGGCCCCUUUCCCCUUUCUUCAACGAGAAGUCCCCCAUCCAAACACCAAGACGUCUCUUUCCACAGUCAUCAAAACAGUCACCCUCCUCAGCACCCUCAGCCUAGCUCUAGCCGACGUAAUCACACCCCUCUACCCCAUCGCCGCCACCGACGGCGCCCUCAAAUGGCGGCCAGUCCUAGACUGGGACAAAGACACCUGCUACCACACCGCAGCCAUCGACCCCAACGGCAACACGAACCCCGGGCUCGAGACCACGCCUCAAGUCGGCCCUUGCCGCCAAGCAGACCGUCUCUCGCACUGCAACGCCUACUCGCGGGAGCGCUGCAACCACGGCUGGUGCGUGUACAUGUACGGGUAUUACAGCGAGAUGGACAACAAUGUGUGGGCGAAUGCGUAUGGCCAUCGACACGAUUGGGAGCAUGCGAUGGUUUGGAUCCGUGGGGAUGCGCCUUGGUCGGUUAUGUGGUCUGCGCAUGGGGAUUACUCCGACGCCGACGCCCGCGAAGUACGCUGGGAGGGCGAUACGCACCCCAAGCUCGUGGCUCACCACGGCGGUGCCAGGACCGGAUCCCUCAGGCUGGCUAAGGGCGACGAUGACAACAUCGAAAAUGACUUCGGGCGUUGGUUCACUUGCCAUCUGCAGUCUCGUGAGAAAAUGGAUGAUGGGAUUGGUCAUAAGCUCAUGACUACCAAUUGGGGUUCCGCCCAUAUCGACCUGACGGAUGAGAAAUUCCCCGAGGUCUUGGAGAAGUAUAUGCCGAAGCAGGCGCGGGCUGAUGGGUUUGAUGCGUGGCAUUGA
Molecule: messenger RNA, 855 nt
Organism: Zasmidium cellare ATCC 36951
Lineage: Eukaryota; Fungi; Ascomycota; Dothideomycetes; Mycosphaerellales; Mycosphaerellaceae
Exons: 3
Coding region: 1-855 (284 amino acids)
Source: RefSeq, a predicted model, not a curated record